AUGGCUUCAAUAACCAGUAAGUUGUAUUUUCAUAUUAUUAAAAGAAAUAAUGACGAAUUUGAAUUAGCGGGCAUAUCGGAAAAUGAAGAAACAUGGUAUGUCUUACCUGAAGAGAUGAAAGAUUUAAGUUUGCACGAAGCUCUAUCUACGAAGCGAGCAAUAAUAAAUACAAUUAAUUAUAUCAAACCUAUCAACGGUUAUCGCAAAAUUUGCAUCAAACUCGAUGAUGAAUUGAGAAAAGAUUAUUACGACGAAGACGAAAAUCUAUGUUUUUUAGAUAAUAUGUUAGAAGAAAAAAUUAUUGAUAAUAAACAUAGAAAUGAACCAGAUGACAAUUUUUUAAAUGAACAAAUUAAGGAAUUAGAAGCUAAGCUAAGUCUGAAUGAUAACUUUAAGCUGCAAGACGUUGAAAAAAAAUUUAUUCUGGAAAAAUUCAACAAAAAGCAAAACCCUACUGAAUGGAUAGAGAAAUUUGAAAAUGAAUGUAGAAGGCAUAAAAUACUGAAUCCUACUAAUGUCAUAGAAGCAUUACGCUUUUUUUUAUCUGGGUCACCGGAAGAUUGGUACGAAUCAAAUUUAAAAAAGAUCGGCUUAACUAAUUGGUGGUUCUUUAAUAGACUAUGUCUUAGCGAAGGAAAACCUAUGUUUGAAAUUGAAAUGUCGAGAAUAAACAUGAUCGUUAUGGGCCUUCCUGUAGAAAUACAAAACCAGCUUGAUAAAGAAGAAAUAACGACCAUUGAGAAACUGUUCAAAGAACUAACAAAAAUUGAUGAAAAUGUUUCUAACAUCAAGCCAAAAUAUGACAAUAAAUUUUUAAGUAAUGAAAUAUCAUACAAUACGGACGUCAAGACAAAGCAACUUUAUCAACACAAACAGAGAUAUGAAAAUGUAGACAAAGAAAUUUCGGUACCAAAAUACAAAGUAGAAGCAAAGACACAUAACACUCUAAAUAAACAAAAUCAAAGACAUGAAAAUAACGCUCUAAAUAAAGAAAAUUUUGUUAGACCAAAUUUUAAGAAGAAUAUUAAUACCACAGCAAAUAAACCAUGUUUUAUGUGUGAAGAAUUGGGCUGGAAAAAUCGAUAUCAUCCAACAAAUGAAUGUAGAAAUAAGACUCUUUACUCAUCAAAAAGAUAA
Molecule: messenger RNA, 1137 nt
Organism: Helobdella robusta
Lineage: Eukaryota; Metazoa; Annelida; Clitellata; Rhynchobdellida; Glossiphoniidae
Exons: 2
Coding region: 1-1137 (378 amino acids)
Source: RefSeq, a predicted model, not a curated record